Marmota monax (woodchuck) is the source of this 2189-nucleotide messenger RNA. RefSeq names its product RAR related orphan receptor C (gene Rorc). Bases 414 to 1685 code for a protein of 423 amino acids. Gene Ontology annotation, cellular component: nucleus. NCBI's taxonomy places the organism in Eukaryota, Metazoa, Chordata, Mammalia, Rodentia, Sciuridae. Gene Ontology annotation, biological process: regulation of transcription by RNA polymerase II. The transcript has 12 exons. Gene Ontology annotation, molecular function: RNA polymerase II cis-regulatory region sequence-specific DNA binding; nuclear receptor activity; zinc ion binding. The record is from RefSeq and is a predicted model, not a curated record.
GGGCAGCCAGGGCAGCCAGGACGGCACCCAGGGAGCUGCCCCAUGGACAGGGCCCCACAGAGACACCACCGAGCCUCCCGGGAGCUACUGGCUGCAAAGAAGACCCAUACUUGACUGCAUCAGAAUGACGUUCUAAAGGUACCCUGGGUGUCAGGAAGACACAAGAACGAGCUCGGUGAACUGCAGGGUAGCUCAGAGCACAAAUUGAAGUAAUCCCUUGCAAAAUCUGUGGGGACAAGUCGUCGGGGAUCCACUACGGGGUCAUCACCUGCGAGGGGUGCAAGGGCUUCUUCCGCCGGAGCCAGCAGUGCAACGUGGCCUACUCCUGCUCCCGGCAGCAGAACUGCCCCAUCGACCGCGCCAGCCGCAACCGAUGCCAACACUGCCGCCUGCAGAAGUGCCUGGCGCUGGGCAUGUCCCGAGACGCCGUCAAGUUCGGCCGCAUGUCCAAGAAACAGAGGGACAGCCUCCACGCAGAAGUGCAGAAGCAACUGCAGCAGCAGCAGCAGCAGCAACGGGAACAAGUGACCAAGACCCCUCCAGCAGGGGGUCGUGGAGCGGAUGCCCUCACCUACACCUCGGGGAUCCCGGAUGGACAGCUGCCUCUUGGCGCUUCACCUGACCUGCCUGAGGCCUCCGCCUGUCCCCCUGGCCUCCUGAGAGCCUCUGGCUCUGGGCCAUCGUAUUCCAACCACUUGGUCAAGGCAGAGCUCAGUGGGGCCUCCUUCCACCUUGAGUACAGCCCAGAGCAGGGCAAGGCGGAGGGCGGAGAGGGCAUCUACAGCACAAGCAGCCAGCUGGCCCCUGGCAGAUGCGGACUUCAUUUUGAGGGACCCAGGCAUCCUGGGCUUGGGGAGCCAGGACAGGGUCCAGAUGGCUACUACAGCCCCAGUUUCCACAGCAUCCCAGAGGCACCAUAUGCCUCCCUGACGGAGAUAGAGCACUUGGCACAGAAUGUCUGUAAGUCCUAUCGAGAGACCUGCCAGCUACGGCUGGAGGACCUGCUGCGGCAGCGCACCAGCCUCUUCUCCAGGGAGGAGGUGACCAGCUACCAGAGGAAGUCGAUGUGGGAGAUGUGGGAGCACUGUGCCCACCGUCUCACUGAGGCCAUUCAGUAUGUGGUGGAGUUCGCCAAGAGGCUCUCGGGCUUUAUGGAGCUCUGCCAGAAUGACCAGAUCGUCCUGCUGAAAGCAGGAGCAAUGGAAGUCGUGUUGGUCAGGAUGUGCCGAGCCUACAAUGCUGAGAACCACACAGUCUUUUUUGAAGGCAAAUACGGUGGCGUGGAGCUGUUCCGAGCCUUGGGCUGCAGCGAGCUCAUCAGCUCCAUCUUUGACUUCUCCCACUCCCUCAGUGCCUUGCGCUUUUCUGAGGACGAGAUUGCCCUCUACACAGCCCUUGUUCUCAUCAAUGCCAAUCGGCCAGGGCUCCAAGACAAAAGGAAAGUAGAACAGCUGCAGUACAAUCUGGAGCUGGCCUUUCAUCACCAUCUCUGCAAGACUCAUCGCCAAGGCAUCCUGGCAAAGCUGCCACCCAAGGGGAAGCUCCGGAGCCUGUGCAGCCAGCACGUGGAGAAGCUGCAGGUCUUCCAGCACCUCCACCCCAUCGUGGUCCAAGCUGCUUUCCCCCCCCUCUACAAGGAGCUCUUCAGCACUGAAACCGAGUCCCCCGAAGGGCUGUCCGAGUGACCUGAACAAGGAUGCCUUUCCUCUCCCUUCAGCCUCUGCUAGCCACCCCCCCGACGGACCUGGGUCCACUCUCAGUCUUUCUCUCCCCAUGUCUCUGGAGGGCGGUCCCCAGCAGUUCUCUGGGAAUGAGCAAAUACUGAGACUGAUUUUCUACCCCCAGAUUUACCUGGCAGUGGGUCACCAGCCAGAGGCGGGAGGUGGAAGAACCCAGCCUUGGCCCUGUUCUGUCCCAUUUCCCACCCCCUCCACCCGUCUUCUGGGAGUAUGGGGUGGACGGGAUAUAAGGACCUCUAGGAAGACCAAGGUGUCCUCGAGAAAACAGGGAAUCCAGGGCGCCCUGGAUGAGAAGAACUCAACUCUGGGCUCAGAAGCUAAGAAUAGGCCUUUGAAAUACCUCAUUGCAUUUCCCCCGUGAGCUUCGGCUGGGGGAGAUGGAUCAAGCUCAGAGACUUAGUGGCAAGAGCCCAGAAGGACCUGUAGAUAACAUGAAUCUGGACCCUUAAA